This is a messenger RNA of Racocetra persica, 716 nucleotides long. The record is from the annotation of a GenBank genome assembly. NCBI's taxonomy places the organism in Eukaryota, Fungi, Glomeromycota, Glomeromycetes, Diversisporales, Gigasporaceae.
AUGGAUGAAGAUGAUUUUUUGCUUUUGCUCUUUUUAACUAAUUCUCCCAAGUAUAACACCAAAACUCAUCAAUGGAGGUCUGAUGAAAUUUUCAAGAGAACAGGUCAUCGAUAUAGCCGACAAGUUCUUUCUUACCAUCUAAAAAAAUACAGUGAACUUACUGGAAAAAGAGCAACUAAAAGCACUCAUUUAGGCGAAUCUCCUCGUAUCGCUUGGUCACGAAAGGGUUGUCCGGCAGUUGUUGAGCAAAAAGGUCAAAAAGGUCCCAACUACACUUUAAUCCUUUGUGUUAGAAAUGUAGAAAAGGGAGCGGUGGUCAGUUCUAAACUGAUUAAAAAUGUGAAAAAGAAAAUUAAAGAUGAGAAAACUGGGAAAGUAAGAAUCAAAAAGGGAACUGAUGCUAUAGACUUUUAUGAUUUCCUCAAAAACAUUGAAUUGCCUACUAAUGAAAAGUAUUAUCUUUUGUUGGAUAAUUCUAAAAUUCAUUAUACUACUAAGGAAUUAGAGAAGUUAGGUUUAAGUAUGGAAGAAUUAGCCAAACAAAAGAAUAUUGAACUUGUAUAUUUGCCUAAAUAUACUCCUGAAUUAAACCCGAUUGAAUUAUGUUUCAAUACUGCAAGGUACCUUACUGAGAACUUACCGACUGAUGCUGAGGAAGAAUUGGAAGCAGCAAUUAGUAAAAUUAUAAAUAUGUUUAAUCAGAAGAAUAUGUCCAA